UCAAUCUCGAGUCUCAGUUUUUGAGGUGGAGAAUAUGAGUUUUACUUCUUCAACUGCAUCUUACGAAAGGCUAGAGGGCAAGGUGGCAAUUAUCACCGGCGGUGCAAGCGGGAUAGGAGCAAGCGCCGUGCGCAUAUUCCACGAGCAAGGUGCCAAAGUUGUGUUAGCCGACAUCCAAGACGACCUCGGCGAAGCCAUUGCCAAAAACCUUGGCGAACAUGUCUGCUACAUCCACUGCGACGUAUCAAAGGAAGACGAUGUUAGGGACCUUGUGGACGCAACCAUUGCCAAACAUGGAAAGCUCGACAUCAUGUACAACAAUGCAGGCGUCAUGGACCGCCCCUUUGGGAGCAUUCUGGACACCACAAAGGCGGACCUCGACCGAUGCGUCGGGGUUAACUUGGGUGGUGCAUUUUUAGGUGCCAAGCAUGCCGCAAGAGUCAUGGUACCCCGACACAAGGGUGUAAUAUUAUUUACCGCUAGCGCGUGCACAUCAAUUGCGGGGCUUUCAACUCACUCUUACGCUGCGUCCAAAUAUGCAAUAUGGGGUCUAGCCAGGAACUUGGCGGCGGAGCUUGGGCAGCACGGCGUAAGAGUGAAUUGUGUAUCGCCGUUUGCGGUGCUGACCGGCAUGAAUUCAAAGGGAAUGCACGAAGACGCCAUUGCCCAAUCAGAAGUUGCAGUGAGCGGGAUGGGGAACCUCAAGGGGGAAGUACUCAAGCCAGAGGGCAUUGCUCGGGCUGCGCUCUACCUAGCUAGCGAUGAAGCCAAUUUUGUGAGCGGGCUCAACCUUGUGGUGGACGGUGGGUUCAGUGUGGUCAAUCCUUCCAUGUCGAUGGCUCAUAAACUUGUUCCAGAAAACUAG
This is a messenger RNA of Corylus avellana, 865 nucleotides long. The record is from RefSeq and is a predicted model, not a curated record. Lineage: Eukaryota; Viridiplantae; Streptophyta; Magnoliopsida; Fagales; Betulaceae.